Molecule: messenger RNA, 2665 nt
Organism: Zerene cesonia (dogface butterfly)
Lineage: Eukaryota; Metazoa; Arthropoda; Insecta; Lepidoptera; Pieridae
Gene: MYPT-75D
Product: protein phosphatase 1 regulatory subunit 16A
Exons: 9
Coding region: 1-1863 (620 amino acids)
Cellular component (GO): cytoplasm
Molecular function (GO): protein binding; phosphatase regulator activity; enzyme inhibitor activity
Source: RefSeq, a predicted model, not a curated record
AUGGAGCAUGCCGAUCUGGUGUCAGAAAUGGCACAGGUGGAGCAUCUUACAACACAGGAGAGGCUUCACCUAGCCCGCAGACGUCGCAUGCAACAGCUCAAGUUAUGGCAGCAAAGGGAAAAGGAAUGGGCGAGGAUCAAAGCAAAACGGGAGAAGAGCAACAAAAGAUGUAUAUACUUCAGCGACAGCGUCAUGCUCCUUGAGGCUGCCGCGAGGAAUGACAUCGAAGAAGUCCGACGUCUCUUAGCACGGGGUGUAACCCCAGACGCUACGAAUGAAGAUGGCCUCACGGCACUCCACCAAUGCUGUAUAGACAACAACGAAGCCAUGAUGCGUCUCCUACUCGACAACGGCGCGAACGUGAACGCGGAGGACAGCGAGAAGUGGACGCCAUUACACGCGGCGGCCACCUGUGGCAACCUCAACCUUGUUCGGAUCUUAAUACAGCGUGGUGCUAACUUAUUGGCCGUCAACGGCGAUGGAAACAUGCCGUACGAUAUAUGCGAAGAGGAGAGAACGCUGGACGCGAUCGAAAGUGAGAUGGCCGCGAGGGGGGUGACCCAGAGGCUGAUUGACGAGACGAGGGCGGCUACAGAGAUGAAAAUGCUGAUGGAUGUCGCGGAAAUGGUCAAGCACGGGAUGGAUUUGGACGAGCCGAGAGAUAAUCAAGGUGCGACUUUGCUGCACAUAGCGUCCGCAAACGGCUACAUCAAAGUGGUGGAGUUUCUCCUAGAACAUCGAGCCUCCACCGACGUUGUGGACCAUGACAUGUGGCAGCCGGUGCACGCGGCGGCCUGUUGGGGACAUUUAGAAGUAUUAGAACUAUUAGUACAAUAUGGAGCUGAUCUCAAUGUAAGAAAUAAGCACGACGAAACACCUGCAGAUAUAUGCGAGGAGGGCGAGAUGCGUGGGCGUAUAGCGCGCCUGGCGGCGGAACAAGAGGAGGUGCGGCGGCGCGCGGCCAGCGGCGCCGGCGACCGCCUGCGCACUGCGCGCCGCUCCUCCUCUACUGCCUCAACCAGCAGGGUGCGGUCGGUGCGGCGCACGUCGCUGCGCGAGAAGCAGCUCGCGGCGAAGGCGGACGCGCGGGGCGAGGCGAGGUUGCGGGAGACGUUCGAUUCCGCUGUCGAUGAUGAGUAUCAGGGUUUGGCGAACGGCGUUGACAACGAUCCGAACGCAAGUCUCUCAGCCGACAUAUCCAACACCCGACUCUCCAUAAGUUCAACAACUUCCAACCAGAGCUACGACUCUGAAAACGUAGACUACGCCGUGCCCAAACAACCCUACCCGCGUACACACCGCACGAACGACAUCGACGCGAACGAUACGCCGUACGGCCAGCCGAAGAUAACGAACCCGCUGUUCGGUGUGAACGCGGCCUCGCAUUACUCGCCGGCGCCGAUACAGACAAUACAAGAGAACGACGGUAAACAUUACGAGCGAACUUUGCCCAACGGUGUGCGGAAGGCGCCGGAAGGUCAAGACAAUGAGGCGUUCAAGAACGAAGACCAGCUCGAUGGUAGGAAAGAGGUGGUAAUACCAAGCCAGAUUGCGAUCGCCGACGGCAGUACGGCGACGUACACAACAGACAAUAAUGGUAAAAUCAAUGUUCAUGUCACCGUCAUGAUUAACGCAGGAACGCUAGCGGACUUGAAGAAACAACGCGCUCAAAUCAGAACAAACGGCAGUCCAAUAGAGUCCUGUAUGAAUUCCAAUAACCACAGCUUGAGUUCAAUACCAGAGUCGAAGCAGGAACAAAACUCAGUACUCACGCCCAGUACAGGCGCAGUGCCUAGGUUUUCAGGGCAUACGAGCGAUGUCGUCGGCGAUACUAAGUCGCAUCGGUGCUGUGUUAUAAUGUAAUUAAAAAAUAUAUAAAACUUCCAAUUUCAAACAGGUGGCGCUAAUGCCAAACGCUCUGUGCACUGCGGUCUAUGGUUUUUAUUAUCUGUUAAAAAAUAUUGUAUGCAACGUGGCGUUAAGAUAUACAUUUAUUAUUACCUUUUUAUUCUGUGACCACAGUCUAUGGCAGCUUCUAUAUAUAAAAAUCUUAUCCAUCUUGACGGAUAUUAUUUAAUGAGCCUUUUAUAGUCCGUGACCUAUGGCAGCUUUUAUAAUCUGUUAAAAAUAUUAGAUAUAAUGCGCUUUUUAUAGUCUGUGGUUCAUGGCAGCUAAUAAUAUUAAUCGAUGUAUUAUAAAAAUGCAUGUUAAUUGUUGUUUGUUGAAUUCAUUGACACUGCAAAGAGUGGACAUUUUAAACCAAACAUGCUACCGUCGAUUUGAUGAAUAACUUUGUAUUCGUAAUUCUAUGUUUAAAAUAAUGAUUCUAUAAAUGGUUCUAUAUUUCUUUGUACAUUAUAUACUAAAUAGCUACAUUUUAUCUGCAUAUAUACAAUUCUUUUUUUUAUGGAACAAGGCCUAUACUUAGAUUUUCAUAUAUUUUUUGUAUACUCUUUCAGUUUAAUAAUGUUCAAAGAUGGGUACAAAGUUAUAUCUGUCGAAUCGCGUACUGAUGAAAGCCUCGUAUUCAGGAUAAAUAUUUGUUGGUUUGUAAUGUUGCUGGAAAGUUUGGUUCAAUGAUAACUCGCCUCGGGCGAGUAUAUUUCAACAUGCUCUAUCAUCCCUGCAACACGCUGUGUUGCUAGCAACAUGUUGCUCCAAAAAA